AUGCUGUACUCGUUAGCUGACGUACUUGCUGUCGCCAAGACACAUCCUUUUUACUCUGAUGCCAAAUACCCACCAACUGAUGAAGCUAUUCGCGCCGCUCGUGAGAAAGCUUCUAUUCAGAAUUCGCAGCCCAACUACCUGAGUAGAAGUUUGAUCAAGCCUCUCUUUAAUCUUUUCCCAUUCACACAACAGGAGACGUCUACAUUGACACCAGGAGAGGCUGAACUGAAAGCACGACCUUUGCUUCAUAAGCACGAUCUAUACGAUGUAAUUGAGAAGCUAGUCAACGAUGUCAGCCCAGAAAAUACAUACCGUCGCAAUGUCUACACGAGUGUCACGGGCGGUGGCAGCACUCUAUCAAGACCCUUGUUCUUUGCGACCGACGCCCUAGAAAACCGUCGUCAUAGAGCUUACUUUGGAGAAUUCUUGAACAAGACUGGUCUCAUUGAGAGUGGUGACUGGGUUGUCACGAUACACUGCGGAGGCAGUCUCUACAGAUCGUUGGACCUAACGCUAGAGACUAUGGAGAACGCUGGUGCAUCCGUUCUUGCAGCUGGGAGUUAUAGCAAACCCUUCGAAACUGUUGACCUGUUGAAAGAGUUCAACGUGAAUGUCCUCACGGGCGAUGGAAGUCAGAUCAUGGCAGUGAUCCAUUACAUCUCAACCUUGAAGAAAGAGGACAUGGAGAAGAUAAAACUGAACAAGGUCAUCUACACUUCUGAAGCACUCACGGUGGCUCAAAAAGCACACAUCUACGACGUCCUUGGUCCCGUCAAGAUCUGUUCCGUAUUGGGUAGCGCAGAGGCUGGUCCGUACGGAGUAAGUACACCAGAACUUACUCCUUCUGAGCCAGGCGCGACAUACAACGACUUCAUCAUCGACACUCGCAUGACUCUGAUUGAGAUUCUGCCAAUUGACUAUGCCGAGAACAAAGACAUCCCAGUCCCAGAUCUUCUUCCUGAAGGAGAGACAGGUGUGAUUGCACAAACCGUACUGACACGUCUGCGCAAUCCUGUGGUACGGUAUGUCACCGGUGACGUGGGAUCCCUCCAUCCUCUCCCCGAACAAACACGCUCCCAGAUCCCCCAAUCUGAUCUACCCUACCUCCGCGUCCUUCGUUUACAUGGUCGCGACCGACGCUUCAGCUUCAUGUGGGAUGGCUUCGACACCAGGUUUGACAACCUAGCCACACUGCUCUCUGAAGAACAGUACGGAGUUCUCCAAUGGCAGGUGAUUCUAAGCAAGAUGGAGCCGUCCUUAGAGGCGUUCCUCGAGAUUCGUCUACUGUGCAAAGAGGAUGAGGCCUGUAGACAAGCUGCUCUGGCUCGCUUGAACACGUUUCUCAAUAUUUAUCCUCCCAAUGCGCACAAGUUCAAAGUUACUUUUGUUGAUGGUCUCAACGGGUUUGAGUUGAGCAAGACGGGACAAAAGGUGAUCAAGUUUAUUGAUCGGUCUGCAUAG
Fusarium poae is the source of this 1461-nucleotide messenger RNA. RefSeq lists its product as uncharacterized. The transcript is spliced from 4 exons. The record is from RefSeq and is a predicted model, not a curated record. Bases 1 to 1461 code for a protein of 486 amino acids. Lineage: Eukaryota; Fungi; Ascomycota; Sordariomycetes; Hypocreales; Nectriaceae.